Molecule: messenger RNA, 6989 nt
Organism: Hemibagrus wyckioides
Lineage: Eukaryota; Metazoa; Chordata; Actinopteri; Siluriformes; Bagridae
Gene: lmtka
Product: apoptosis-associated tyrosine kinase a
Exons: 14
Coding region: 519-5216 (1565 amino acids)
Biological process (GO): peptidyl-tyrosine autophosphorylation; brain development
Molecular function (GO): ATP binding; protein tyrosine kinase activity
Source: RefSeq, a predicted model, not a curated record
CCGCAUUCAGUUCUACUAAAGGACGCAUCAUAAAGCGGCGUUAUUAAUUGACUGGUGCGAGAAUCCGAUUGGAGUUUGUUAAUAGCUCUCGAUGCUGCAUUCCAGCGCUGGGCACAAAUGACCAUGUCGCACAGGAAUCUCUGAUUUUAAGCAGCACCGGGGCUGGACGACGGCCAGCGUAUUGGUGCAGGGACGAAGAGGGACGCAGUGGAACGGCGUGUCUUUGACGAGACCACACGUCGAAAACACUGGGACUAACGUCAAAAACCCGAGAAAGCACGGGGAAAUGCGCGGGAAACGUGGCAUGUCAAUCAAACCUGUGACGGUGCUUAUUAAGGCAGAGAACAGAGAGGACGCAGGAAAGGUUUCCAGUGCUCGAGUCUGAUGUGUGACACCGUGACGAGUAAAAUGCUGCAUUUGGCUUCACCUUCACUGCCGGCUGUAAUUUCUUUCAGUACGACGGUGUUUAAGAGUUAAUAUUUGUAAAAUACCGCAGUCCAGCUCCAUCAAGCCUUCCAAUGAGGAUGCCAUCGUCGCUUUUCAUCGUGAUCAUGUCCUCGAUAUUUCUCAACCCCAGUUUUGCCUUCAGCUCACAUUACGACACAGGUGGCGCCCCCCUGAGUGAGCUGUCAUGGCCGUCCUCUCUCGCUGUGGUUGCUGUCUCCUUCUCUGGGCUCUUCACGUUCAUCUUCCUCAUGCUGGCCUGCUUGUGCUGUAAGAAAGGGGACAUCAGCUUCAAGGAGUUUGAAAACACUGGUGAAGAGUACCAGGCAGAUCUGUCCACUCUCGCCUCCUCUGGCUCUCAAGAUGGGCCAGAUGUCUAUGUCCUGCCCCUCACUGAGGUUUCACUGCCUGUGGCCAAACAACCAUGUAGAUCAAUUCAGCUGCUGAAGUCAGCGGAUCUUGGACGUCACAGCUUGCUUUACCUAAAGGAGAUUGGCCAUGAUUGGUUUGGCAAGGUUUUUCUCGGGGAGGUGAAUGCUGGACUCAGCACCACACAGGUGGUAGUGAAGGAGCUGAAAGCCAGUGCCAGCAUACAGGAACAGACACAGUUCCUGGAAGAAGCUCUACCUUACCGUACUCUGCAGCAUCCUGCCAUCCUGCAGUGCCUGGCCCAGUGCACAGAUGUCACACCCUAUUUGCUGAUUAUGGAAUACUGCCCCCUGGGUGAUGUCAAAGGAUACCUCCGUAGCUGCCGGGCAGCAGGUUCAGCCACCCCUGACCCCUUCAUCCUCCAACAAAUGGCGUGUGAAAUUGCCUCCGGGCUUCAGUACCUCCACAAACAUAAUUACAUUCACAGUGACCUGGCUCUCAGGAACUGUCUCCUUACUUCAGAGAUGUCCGUGAAGAUCGGAGACUAUGGUCUCUCUCACAGCAGGUACAAGGAUGACUACUUUGUGACAGCAGAUCAGAUUUGGGUACCACUUCGUUGGAUCGCCCCAGAGCUCAUUGAUGAGGUUCAUGGCAACUUGUUAGUAGUGGACCAGACAAAGGCCAGUAAUGUCUGGUCACUGGGUGUGACAAUAUGGGAACUAUUUGAGCUGGGGAGCCAGCCAUACAGACACUACACAGACAGGCAGGUGUUGACAUAUGCAGUGAAAGAGCAGCAACUGAAGCUGCCAAAGCCUUUGCUGAAAGUCCCCUUGUCUGAACGCUGGUAUGAAGUGAUGCAGUUCUGUUGGCUGCAACCAGAGCAACGGCCUGUUGUGGAAGAGGUCUACCUGCUGUUGAACUAUCUGUGUGCUAAAGGUACUGGUGAAGCGGAGGAGGACUUUGAGAAACGCUGGAACUCCCUCAGACCAAGUCUAGACUCAGGUAGCGCCCAAAGAACACCAGCCCUAGAGGUACCAUCUUCUAAUUCCUCAUUCCCUCUGCUGGAGCACUUCUCCAUGGUUGACAGUUUCCAGUCUGAGAGCGGUGAUGAAAUACUAACAGUCACUGAGACCAGUGAUGGGCUCAACUUUGAGUACAAGUGGGAACAGGCCAGAUCUGAACAGCCCUACUGCUCAUCAUCUACAAGUGGCCCUCUAGGAAGUAGCAACCCACAUUACCAGGACAUAUACUAUCCCCUCAGCAGUUCCACAGGAAGCUGCAAGGGGGAAAGUCUCAAUCUGGGUGUUUCUCCAUCUCAAUACAAGUCAGAUUACCCAGGUGUGGUCCCAGUGUUGAGUGCACACAGUCCGUCUGUUAGCAGUGAGUACUAUAUUCGCAUCGAGGAACCUGUAGAGUGCAAUAUCAGUGUGGAAGAGGCCACUCUUGACUAUAGUCCAGAACUUGAAGCCAGCAAAUGCACCUUCUCCAUGACUGAAAUGAAAAGUCCUACUGAGGCUCAUGCAAACACAUACUGGCCAGGAGCAAAAGUCUCUAACAGCAUUAUCAAUGACUCAGAUGCUAGUCCAAGUGCUGCCCUCAGUGUUGAGCCACCACAAAGACAAGAUAUGAACCAUAUGGAUUCAGCAGAACAAUUAAGUCAAUACUUUUCCCCCAGUGACCGAGAUAGAUUGCACUGUGAACUGGCACUCUCAGGAGAACAGGAAGUUACUUUGAAAAGAGUGCAAAUAUCUGAGUCUUGUCUUAAAUCUGGGAGCUUGCACAAUACAGGUGUACAAGAAACUCCACGUGGCAUAUCAGUUUCACUGAGCAGCCCCAGUCUGGGACAAUGCGACCCUUACCUUGAAGCCAACCAGAGGACUGUGGAAAAAAAUAUAGCCAAUGAGGCCUAUUAUGAUAUGAUGGGUAGCCUACCGAAGAAUAUUCCCAGGCCACACAAUAUAACAGUUGAUGUUGAAUCUGCUGAUUGUCUUCUUAUGUCUGCUGCUGAUCCAGAGGAUGACAUCAGUCAUUUUACUGAGAGUGAAACAAUUAACUGGACCUCAAACCACUCCACAAAUAACAACACUUUAAACUUUGAUGACCGGCAAACAAGGGGGUUUAUUGACACCUAUAUUGAUGUACACCACACCACACCUUCCUCCAGUGCCCAGAGCUUACAGCCAGGGACAAUAACAACCAGGCAAAAUUCACCAAGUUAUCACUCUGAUGCAUUUAAACAGCACAUGGAGGUUACUGGCAUCAACUCAAGUGCAUUUUCAUACUCAGAUUCAUAUACAGAGUGUGUGUCAUAUAUACAACUCUGCUCUGAGGAUCAGAAGAUGGUAGAAUCAUCAUCCCCAGAAAAACUCCAAAUUAUACAUCCAGCCCAGAACACUCCUCAUUUGUAUAUCAGAGAGAAUAUGACAUAUUUCCCUAUAAGGGAUUAUUCAAAUAGUCACCCUUUUUCUCUUUUAACUGAGAAAUCGGUGACUAAGGACAGAAGCACAACUCCUGCAAAAGACAUAAAAGUGCAGUCAGCUGGUCCUACAAUCAUGCCUGCAGCUCUGUCUGAGUGUGUCUCUGAGUGCUGUCAUACAGGGGACAGCAUUAGCCUGGUAAACAUUGAUGACUGCAGUGAUGGUGAUGUUACUGAAAUUACCUCUGAGGUGUUUGCAGACUCUCCUUCUGAUUUUGCAAAAGUUGGAGACAUUAACCUAGCACACAUACCAUUACAGAGAGAGAUUCAAAACCAAGACCCUCAGGAAUUUAUAGAGCUUGCCUCAAGUAGCAGCCCCUGUGAAGCCUUCAGUCCAGAUGCUUAUCACACAUCCAUUCUGCCCAAAUCACUAGACAGCGGCUAUGACACAGAGAACAAUGAGUCACCCGAGUUUGUCAUGAAAGACCUGGAAGGAAAACCAGUUCUCAGUACAAGUGUGGAAUCAGAGUAUGAAAUGGUCCUUCAGAUGGACCUCGAAGAAAAUGAUUUGACCCCAACUAGCAAUAGUACUCUUAAUCUGACAAGCCUGGGCAAUAGGAAUCAAUACAGAGAUUCAGCUUACUUUUCAGAUUACGAUGCAGAAAAUGAAAAAAGUCCCUGUGAAGGAGGCAGCAUCUUCUUUGACAACAAAUUAGAUGAUUUCUUCGGAAAAGAACCUGUAAAAGAUGGCUCUCUUAAGAAGGCUGGGAGAGAUGGGGGCUUCCCAGUGAGUCAGAAGGAAGAUCAGUAUAAUUUUCCAAGUAUGACAGAAAAUGUAGAUAACGCUUUGCUUAGUGUCAAACAGUUGUGUGUUGAGAGGAAGAACAUGGAGUUUGAUCUAAGUUCAUCUCCUGCAUCAGGUCCAGUGAUUACACUGUUAGCCCCAUUUCCUCCAGAGAUGGGAGGAUGUUUGACCAAAGAAUCUGCUCCAGAUGAUGGCCUCGGUGUGGAAUCUGAGCACUCUGGAGAAGAGCCAGCCUCUGAAUGCUUCUCCAGCACAGCUUCUGAGGGCUCAUCAUCAACACAGGAAGCCUCAACCAUGGAGGACCAAGUUAACAGUACUAGCAUGGGCUUCUCAUCUGCAGACUCUCUGGGUUCAGAAUCCACUAUAUUGGAUGUCAAAGACUGUGAGAAUGGGGAAGAUAAUACAGAUUGCCAGAUGGAUGGAGAAAACGAGGAGAAUAAAGGAGUGGAGGAACAAGCAGAGCUGGUCGAAGAAGCACUUUUGAAUGUUAAGCGGGAUAGUUCUCUGGACAAUAUUCUGCCUGCCUUACCAGAGAACCUGGACAUACCAGCACCCCUGGGGAAUUGUGAGGAAGACUCUGAUGACAGCGAUGAGUCAGAUGAAGAGUUGCGUAGCUACAAUGUCCAAGAACAGAGUGAGGAGAGUGAGGAGGAGUUCACCACUGUUCCGAUGGUGGUCAUGAGUGAGCGAAGUAGCACUAGGCACCUGCGUAGCCUUCUCAAAAUGCCAUCCCUCCUCACACAGUCCUUCUGUGAUGAGCUUGAACGCAAGAAAAAAGCUGUCUCCUUUUUUGAUGAUGUCACUGUGUUUCUUUUUGACCAGGACAGCCCUACUGGUGAACUGGCAGAAUACACCUUUCCCCCAGGGAUGGAGGCAAAUGGUCAGGCAGCAGAGUGUAAGGACCAUCCAUCAACGAAGGAAGUCAGUGACUCAGAUAAUGUAGUGCAAGAUAGUGGGACCUUAGAGUGGGAGAACGAUUUUCCGUUGAAGCCCAAUGCUUCAACGUUAGAACCCACCUCUGACAGAAUCUGCACUCCCCCAAACUCUCCAGUCAAACUUCCCGAGGAGAAGCCGGCACCCCAGUGUUCCCGCUUCAGUGUUUCCCGCUUCUCUAUUACACAAGUGUCAGACUCAGAUGUCAAGUCCAUGGGAGGUAGCUGUUCAGAUGGAGACCAGGCAUGAGAACACAUCCAGAUUUCCUUUCGGGCUGAUACGGCUCUAGAUCCUCUUUGGUGUUUAUUUAAUGUUCUGGACAAGGGUUCUUGGAAUCCGCAAGACAGUGCCUCAUGCUGUAAUUGAAUUCUAUUUGCCAACCAUUUCUUUGUCUUGAGCCAGAGGUUGGCAAUGACAUUGUCUAUUAAGGGCAGCAUUUGAAAGUUCUGAAAAAACUCUAAAGGAAAAAAAAAUAUGUAUGCAUAUUUAAGAUAAGAUUAUUUGCCACACUCGUAUAGCAACAAUUAACUUUAUUACAAACUGUAGCAACCAUAAGGGCAUUGGUUACAUUGCUGUGCUCCUCACUGGCUUACUUACAGUGCACUCGUCACUCAUUGGUCAGAUCUUCCAGAUGUUGGUUUUAACCGCAAAGUAAGUGAAAAAGGUUACGGUCUCGGCCGAUUCAAAUAACAUUAAACUUUUGUUAGUUACAAGGGGUCUCAAAUUGUGUACCAGACUGCAGACCAUUUUCCAUGGAGGCAAUCACUUUUGAAACACUUUAAGCUAAAAGAAAUUAUGGCUCAGGUAAACUGUAUUGAAGGAUGUAAAAAUUGGUACAGCAUCAAAGUUUAAGCCACAUUAUGAAGAUACUUGUGUUUUAAUAUAAUAUGCUUCCUCACUUUUACCCCAAUUUUCCCCUCUGUGCUGCUAUACAACCAUGAGGAUGUGGAAAAUAUUACAUACAUGCACUUUCUUAGUUGAAGCCUAGAGGUUAUGUGCAAAAGUGUUUCCAUCAACCAUGUCUAUUUAUAGAGAUACAGUUCAAAUGUAUCCCAGUUUUAUUGCUGUCACUGAUGUUCACCUAUAUGCAAGUGAACGCUCAUCUCCAUGUCUGUUGAGGUAGGGAUUCAGCAUUUCAUUCUAUCAGUUUACAUAUGCUGGGUUUGUGUGUCUUUAGUAUCUUUGAGCUAUAAGUACACAGUGAUGGGAUAAGUUCUGUUUAAUAACAAAAGACUCCAGUAUUUGCCAGUAAUAUGGCUCUAUAAUAGCCUUAACUAGAGAGAGAGAGAGAGAGAGAGAGAGAGAGAACAGACCUAACUGAAUAAGAUGCAAAUCUUAAAGGACAACUCCACUGAUUAAACCUCAAAUUUCAGUUUGUUGACCUGUACACUGAAACAUUGAAUUACAAGCUCUAUGAACAGCUCCUACAAAUGGUACCUCAUAACGCUGGAAGAUGCUGGAUGUAUUGUUAGAGAAAACAUAGCAGAGCAUAUCCGUAUAAAAGAAGCAGAAGUGUAAAAAAAAAAAAAAAAUGCCUGUCAAAUAAAUGCCUGUGGACUUCCUGUCUUUUCACUGUUCACGUUACACCUCUGUGUUAUCCGACACUAAGUUCUUGGGAACAUUUUUCACUUCAAAUGCUGUAAUGGUGUAUGUUACUCGGCCUCAAUACAGCUGCACAGGCUGUCAGGCUUACCCCAAGCACUACUGGGCCACACCCAUAGUUUAUUACUGUGCCAAUAUCCUCCAGUAGGCACCAGUAUACACUGAUCCUCUUUAACAGGUUUUUUUCAAUCUGUACAAUCCUCCAGCACUGUACUAUUUUUGGAACACAUAUCAAUAAUUUCUAGAGGACAGAUAGAUGACUGUUUCAAGUUGCCAAAGUGAUACCUGAUCAUCAGGAGUGAAUCAUCCUGUUACAGUACAGUGUGUGGUGUGUUUGUUCCUGCACUUGUAGUAGCACCAUGGCUGUUGUUUCAUUUCAACCCACUCCAUGCUGACUGUAGUAUUCCAAAAAAAAAAUAA